AGUCCACAAGUACAAAUCCAAGAGGCCAGCAAGACUAGAAAGGAGAAGCCGAGAACUUUUUAAGUCUUCCUACUGGAGAAGCACAACGAUACUAUCAAGCCUGUACUGAAGAAUAGCCUCGCAAGAGACCCUGAGUGAUUUUUGACAUAAUUAUCAGCGAGGAAAGGAGAUCAGAAAAGGCAACGAUGGCAAUGUCCACAUCUGAGAGCAUUUUUAAGGAUGACCCCUUCUUCAACGAGGCCAGGUUUCUGUUGCCAAUGCAGCGCAGCAGCCCACUGUCCAGCAGGCUGAUGCCGGACAUGACGAGCCUGAGGGAGGACUUCUUCAGCCGGCGCGCCCAGCUGGUGCAGAGUCUGCGGAGCGACAUGAGAAGCACCCUCCUGAACGAGCUGUGCGACGGCCUCCCCGCUGGACUCUUCCAGACCUUGGAUGCCCUGCGCUCCUCCUCUUCCUCCCCAUCCUCCUCUUCGUCCUCGCCCGCCUCUCUUGCUCCCUCCACCUCCUCUCCCUCACCCUCUCCAACCAGGGUGGUCUCCACCGCCGUCCAGCCAAUGGCCAAACAGGACUCGCCGCUGGUCAUCAACACCCGGGGCUUCUCGCCGGAGGACAUCCGAGUGACCGUUUCCGGGCGCCAGCUGGAGGUGAUGGCCACCAAGCGGGCGGAGGCCGCGGAUUCCUCAUCCACGUCGUCCCCGACCGGCCGCUGCUUGGCCUCGGCCGCUAGUGCCCGGCAACAGGGCUUCAUCCAGCGGGUGCAGCUGCCUGAGGGCGUCGAGCCAUCCGAUGUCACUUGCUCCAUGGGGGAGGACGGCCUGCUCCGCAUCGAGACCCACCAGAGCAGGAAGGAGGUGCUGGAGGAGCCCAAGGAGCCGGAGGAGAAGAGAGAGAAGGUGAAGGACGCGAUGGUGGCAUCAGUGGAGGAAGCCGCACCAGUCCGCUACAGGACCUCCCUGGACUUUCCCAUCACCAGGAGCGCAGGCCCAGAGGUCACUUUCAACAAGUCACUCUAGGCAACGGGACAUUGAUCUGAUGUUGUUGAUGCACAAUGAAUUGAUGUUUCUGUUGUAAUUUUUGCCUGGACAUUUGUAUUUUGUAAUAAAUAAUUAUUGAAGAAUAAAA
Molecule: messenger RNA, 1119 nt
Organism: Alosa alosa (allis shad)
Lineage: Eukaryota; Metazoa; Chordata; Actinopteri; Clupeiformes; Clupeidae
Gene: hspb9
Product: heat shock protein, alpha-crystallin-related, 9
Exons: 1
Coding region: 186-1010 (274 amino acids)
Biological process (GO): protein refolding; response to heat
Molecular function (GO): protein folding chaperone
Source: RefSeq, a predicted model, not a curated record